AUGGAUAUCAAGGCGUCGGCGUGGAGGUGCUUGGGUCGUUCGCUGUCGUUGGGGCUAAAUGGCACUGUCGUUCAUGAUCCGUUGAUUGGAGACCAUGAUGGAGACAACUUGGGUGCCCAAGGAGCUGAUUUGGGACAGAUUGGGCGCGUUAUCCGCGCAGUGGAGCAGAGAGGCGAGCGGCACGGCCUGGUGGGUGAGCUGCCCAUUGCCCAUGGUUUAGGCGAGUAG
Messenger RNA from Ilex paraguariensis (yerba mate), 228 nucleotides. The record is from the annotation of a GenBank genome assembly. Lineage: Eukaryota; Viridiplantae; Streptophyta; Magnoliopsida; Aquifoliales; Aquifoliaceae.